This is a messenger RNA of Branchiostoma floridae (Florida lancelet), 4178 nucleotides long. RefSeq names its product zinc finger protein 665-like. The record is from RefSeq and is a predicted model, not a curated record. NCBI's taxonomy places the organism in Eukaryota, Metazoa, Chordata, Leptocardii, Amphioxiformes, Branchiostomatidae. Gene Ontology annotation, biological process: regulation of transcription by RNA polymerase II. The transcript is spliced from 2 exons. Bases 162 to 3350 code for a protein of 1062 amino acids. Gene Ontology annotation, cellular component: nucleus. Gene Ontology annotation, molecular function: DNA-binding transcription factor activity, RNA polymerase II-specific; RNA polymerase II transcription regulatory region sequence-specific DNA binding.
UUCGUUUCCCGGAAGAUGUGGGUAAUCAGGUUUUCUAGUUUUGACCUUUGACCAAUAUAUCUUUUGAUCUUCCAUUUCCAGUCGGCCAUCUUGCCCUUUGUUUGUGAUCCUCCGUCUUUCAAUUUUCAGGCUCCUUCUAGACAACACGGGCGAGCCAAGAGAUGGCCAAUCCCAGCGAAGAUCUGCGCCCUCUCCAUUCUGGGAAUGGGACAAGCAGCAGGGAGGACCAGACAACAGACAUGGGCUGGCAGCAGAACAGGGAAGGACAAACUUCAUGUCAGGAAACAUUUCAUGGGACUGUUAAGAGGACCACGUCCCCAAAAAUAGAGGAUCACAACAAAGCCCUACUUCCAAACAAAACAAAAGAUAUGGGCUGGCAACAGUACAGGGAAGAGCAAACUUCAUGUCAGCAAACUCCUCACAUGAAUGCUGAGAAAACCCUGUCCCUAAAUAUGGAGGAUCACAACAAAGCCCUCCAAAACAAGACAACAGACAUGGGCUCACAGCAGGACAGGCAGUCUGAGGACAGGGCAGAACAAGCUUCAUGCAAGGAAAUGUUUCAUAUGAAUGUUGAUAAGAUCAAUUCCUUGGUACCACAAACAGAGUAUCACAACAAAGCCCAACUUCAAAACAAGACAACAGACAUCGGCUGGCAACAGAAUAGGGAAGAACAAGCUUCAUCCAAGGAAACAUUUCAUAUGAAUGCUCAGAAGACUUUGGUCCCACAAAUAGACGAUCACAACAAAGCCCCACUUCAAAAUAAGACAACAGACAUCUGCUGGCAACAGAAUAGGGUAGAACAAGCUUCAUGUGACAAAACGUUUCAUAUGAAUGUUGAAAAGACUGAUUCCUCCUCCCCACAUGUAGAGUAUCACAACAAAGCCCUACUUCAAAACAAGACAACCAACAUGGACUGGCAACAGGACAGGGUAGAACAAACUUCAUCCAAGGAAACGCUUCAUAUGAGUGUUGAAAAGACCAAUUCCUUGUCCCCACAUGUAGAGGAUCAUGACAAAGCCGUACUUCAAAAGAAGACAACAGAGAUGGGCUGGCAGCAGGACAGGGAAGGGCAAGCUUCAAGACAGGUAACAUUUCAUAUGGAUGUUCAGAAGAAUGAUCUCUUGUCCCGACAAAUACAGGAUCAAAACAAAGCCCUUAUUCCAAACCAGACAACAUUAACAGGCAUGGGCUGGCAGCAGGACAGGGUAAAACAAACUUCACGCCAGGAAACACUUCAUCCGAAUGUUCAGAACACCUUGUCCCCACAUAUGGAGGAUCACAACAAAGCCCUCCAAAACAAAACAACAGACAAGGGCUGGCAGCAGGACAGGGAAGAACAAGCUUCAUGCAAGGAAACAUUUUAUGUGAACGCUGAGAAGACUUUGGUCCCACAAAUAGACGAUCACAACAAAACCCUACUUCAAAAUAAGACAACAGACAUGGGUUGGCAACAGAAUAGGGAAGGGCAAGCUUCACGCCAGGAAACACUUCAUAUGAAUGUUCAGAACACCUUGUCCCCACAUAUGGAGGAUCACAACAAAGCCCUACUUCAAAACAAGACAAUCAACAUGGACUGGCACCAGGACAGGGAAGAACAAGCUUCAAGCCAGGAAAUGUUUGAUGGGAACAUGAAGGAAACUUGGUUGGCCGCACAUCUAGAACUGAUGGAAAGGAAUUCCCAUUUAGUUCAGCACAUGACAGAACACACGGGUAAUAAACCUUACAAGUGUGGGGACUGUGGAUACAGCGGAGCUAAAAAGGCCGACCUGUCCAGGCAUUUGAGAGUUCAUACCGGAGAAAAGCCCUACAAGUGUGACCAGUGUGACUACACUGCAGCAGCAAGAUCCAGCUUAGGCAUUCACCUAGCAAAACACGCUGUUGAGGGAUACUUCACCUGUGGGGAGUGCGAGUUCAAGACACAUCGAAGGUCCAACCUAGCCCGACAUGUGAGAACUCACACAGGGGAUAAACCCUACAAGUGUGACCAGUGCGAUUACUCUGCAGCAAGGAAGUUUAGCUUGGAACUCCAUCGAGCAAAACACACAGGCGAGAAACCCUUCGUUUGUGGGGAAUGCGGGUACAGGACAGCAAACAAGUCAGACCUGUACAGACACGAGAGAAUUCACGCAACAGACAAACCCUAUAAGUGUAAUUUCUGUGACUAUUCUGCGGCAGUAAAGUCCACUUUGGACAUUCAUGUAGCCAAACACACUGGCAAAACCCCCCGCUUUGAGUGCAAGGAGUGUGGAUACAAGACCCAUAUACGGUCGAACUUAAACAGGCAUAUGACAAUGCAUACAGGAGACAAACCCUACAAGUGUGACCAGUGCGACUAUUCUGCAGCACAGAAGUGCAGCUUGGACGUCCAUUUAGCAAAACAUACAGGAGAAAAGCCCUUCAAGUGUAAUCAGUGUGAAUAUUCUGCCACAAAGAAAUCUCAUUUGGACAGCCAUUUAGCAAAACACACUGGAGAGAACCCCUACAUGUGUGGGAAGUGUGGGUACAAGACAGCUCAAAAGUCUCACUUAUCCCUUCACAUGAGAAUUCAUCAUACAGAAGAAAAAACGUGUGAUCAGAGUGAGAGUGAGAAGUCAAGUUUGGACAUUCAUUCAGCAAACCACACUGGUGAUAAGCCCGACAAGUGUGGGGAGUCAGGAUACAGUGCAAUUAAAAAAGUUAACCUGUCCAAGCAUUUGAAAACUCGAACAGGAGGAAAGCUUUACAAGUGUGGUCAGUGUGACUAUUCUGCACCACGGAAAUCCUAUUUGAACAGCCAUGUAGUAAAACACAGUGGUGAGAAACCCUACAUAUGUAGGGAGUGUGGGUACGCAGCACGGCACAAGUCAACCUUGUCCAGGCAUGCCAAAACUCAUUCAGAAGAUAGGCCCUACAAGUGUGACCAGUGUGACUAUUCUGCAAAGCACAAGUCCAGUUUGGACAUUCAUUUGGGAAAACACAGUGGUGAGAAACCCUACAUAUGCAUCGAGUGCGGGUUUAGCACACACGGGAAGCCUAACCUGUCCCAACAUAUGAGAACCCACACCGUAAACAAGCCAUACAAAUGUGAUCUGUGUGACUAUUCUGCAGCACGGAAGUCUCACUUAGACAGCCAUUUGGUGAGACAUAGUAUUGAGAACCCCUACUUGUGUGGGGAGUGUGGGUACAGGACUGCAGAGAAGUCUCACUUAUCCAGGCACAUGAGAACUCAUCAUACGGAAGAGAAAACUUACAACUGUGACAGUACUAGUGAUACUGUACGUGUAUCGGAAGUAGUGGACGUGGACUCGCCACCUGCAGGUCCUGUUGCGAUACAUGAGGACCCAGACAAUAUAAAAACCGAACAAAUGUGAUCGAUGUGACUACUUAGUAUUUACCAUUGCAGAAGAACAAUUUUGACAACCUUAUCGUAGAUUGCAAAGUACCUUGUUGAGAAGUCCUGUUGCAAUACAUGAAAACCCAGGCAAUAUAAAAACCGAACAGAUGUGAACAAUGUGACUAUUAACUAUUGUAGAAAACUGCAAAUUUCAAGAACCAUGUUGUACAUAGGAAAAUACACUGCUUACAAGUGCUAACGUAACAUGUAUGUGUGAUGUAGUGUAUGUAACAUUACAGGUACAUUGUAGAUCUAUUUAUUCAUACGGAGCUCAAGUCAAACUAUUAGACUCUAGAGCAUUUUUUAGUUCAUACAGGUAUAAGUAACAUGUCUUAUAUGGUAUAGAACUAACAAGUAACGUGCUUUGAGUAGCCUAAAUGAUGUAAUAUCCUAGAUAGUAAAUAUUAUUAAGAAGAUUUGAACAGUUUUCUUUGUUCCACAACCUUCUUUGAUUCUUCAGCAAACGUUAAAACAGUUUUGACAAUCAUCUUUUGUCUUCCUCAGUGCAUAGUCAAAAAGAAGCUUUGUUUAGAAUCAUAGGUAACUAGUUGAUAGUGUCCAUUUUUAUCUUGGAACAGUCUUUUGUUGUUGCUGUUGUUUUUCACAGAAUUGCGACAACUACAAAACCAAAAAUAGUUUGCUAGAAUACAAUGUAAAUGUAUAGAUCGUACCUUGUGUCUGUACUGGUGCCAAGCUUGACUUGACAUUAAUCUAUAAUCAUCCUUUUUUCAAGUUGAAGUCUUGAGGCACUAAGGCGCUUAAAGUAUUAUUGAUAAAGUGUUGAUAAAUAAAUUUAUCCAAACUA